CCCUGACAAGCCAGUGUAGAUCCCUGCAAGAGAGUUCUCUAGCUUCCUCCACUCCUCACGGACACAAUGCUGCCUUCCCUGGGCCUCCCCAGACUGUCCUGGAUGCUGCUCUCCUGCCUGAUGCUCCUGUCUCAGGUCCAAGGGGAAAAUUCCCAAAAGGAACUGCCCUCUCCACGGAUCAGCUGUCCCUCAGGUUCCAUGGCCUAUAGGUCUAACUGCUAUGCCUUGUAUACAACACCCAAAACCUGGAUGGAUGCAGAUAUUGCCUGCCAGAAGAGGCACUCGGGACAUCUUGUGUCCGUGCUCAGUGGGGCUGAGGAAUCCUUCGUGGCCUCGUUGAUUAAGAACAACUUGAAUACCCAAUCAGACAUCUGGAUUGGGCUCCAUGACCCCACAGAGGGCUCUGAGCCCAAUGCUGGUGGAUGGGAAUGGAGUAGCAAUGACGUGCUCAAUUAUGUUGCCUGGGAGACAGAUCCUGCUGCCAUCUCAAGCCCUGGCUACUGUGGGAGUCUCUCAAGAAGCUCAGGAUAUCUCAAGUGGAGAGAUCAUAACUGCUAUUUGAACUUACCCUAUGUCUGCAAGUUCACGGACUAGAUCAGAUGAGAAGUCAGCAGCCUGACUGGUGUGCAACUGGCGUGCAACUCAUCAUGAACUUGGAACUAGGGAUUCAGAUCCACUAUGGAAGGGGAUAUUCUCCUCACACCCCCAACCCAACCACCUCAUUCUGACCUUCCCUCCUCCCUAGACUCAAUUCAGGCUCUUUUGUGUGUUCCCUAACCUGAUUUUGCAAAAUUCACAAUAAAAAUAUUAGUCUUCAA
This is a messenger RNA of Capra hircus (goat), 818 nucleotides long. Its product is annotated as lithostathine. Bases 67 to 594 code for a protein of 175 amino acids. Gene Ontology annotation, biological process: response to peptide hormone; venom-mediated disruption of cell wall in another organism; positive regulation of cell population proliferation. The transcript has 6 exons. Lineage: Eukaryota; Metazoa; Chordata; Mammalia; Artiodactyla; Bovidae. The record is from RefSeq and is a predicted model, not a curated record. Gene Ontology annotation, molecular function: peptidoglycan binding; signaling receptor activity; oligosaccharide binding.